GGACAGCCGAGAUCUGAUGCCGCAAAAAAUUGUUGUGCGGGUAGACUUGGAACCUGGACCAGUCAAAAUUCUUAUGCGGACACGGCCCCAUAUGAAAAAUAUGAGCACGCCCGGGGGACCUGGAUCCGCCUGCGUAAAAAUUUUUACGUCGAAGCGCUUAAACAAAAUAUGCGGACCCUAACCUCGCCCGCAUAAUAUUCUAUGCGGAAGAAACGUCCGCAUAUGCGUUUCUAUGGUGGGGAAGGGGCCGCGUCCAUAGUCCCAGCGCCGGCGGCGCCUCCGUCCCUUCGUCCGCAACCCCGUCCCCGUCCUAAACUCUGGCAGGUCCUGCCGACGAUCUCAAUGCCUGGGAGCUUGUCGUACGCUUCCACCAGCGCCGGAUCCUCGUCUCGGCCGGCCCCGCUGUCCUCAAAUCUCUCUGGCUCUCCUGCGACCCGAACCAGCUACGCGCCCUCAUGCCAACGCCUCCGACCCCGAUGCCGCAGGUUGACUCCUUCCUCCCGCUGUUCCGGCGACCAAACACCAUCAAACGGCUAGGGUCGGGUCUUUUUGACGGGCCAAGCGCCGCCGGCGAUCGGCGUCGGCUUCGGUGGCGGCGCCCUGGGAGGUGGGGCAGAAGACGAACCUGAUCGAACUAACGGAGCGUCCACGCUCUAUAUGACGCGUUGGAUGGAUCCUUCUUUAUUAUGGUAGAGGUAGGUACCUAGGCCCAGCCGGUACUUCCCAGAGGCGGUGGCCGGAUCUUGCCUCCCUUUCCCGGCACCCGCCAUCCGCCGGAGAUCCUGAUGUCGAUCGAGCUGAAGCUUUCUCGGCCAAGCCGCGUCUAUCGUCCAGGCGAAUCCGUUGAGGGCAAGAUCAUAACUACUCUCACCACCCCCCUCUCCUACCAUAAAAUCCUCGUCACCGUCACCGGAGCUGUCAAUCUACAGGUUCGAGGCGGAGUGGCGGGAGUGAUCGAGUCCUUGUACAGUGCAGUCAAGCCUCUCUGCAUCAUAAAAAAGAGCAUAGAGGUUGCAUCAUCUGCCGGGAAGUUAGCUCCAGGUAGAACAGAGAUACCUUUUUCCUUCAGUUUAAGUUCACAAGAGAAUGGAAAUCAUGGAGCGUUUUAUGAGACAUUUCAUGGUGGAAACAUCAGCAUCCAGUAUCUGAUUACUGCAGAUAUAAUGAGAGGUUACCUGCAUAAAUCUUUGUCUGCUACUUUGGAGUUUAUAGUUGAAAGUGAUAAAGCCAGUCUUGCAGGGCCACCAGUUUCACCUGAAUCGGUUAGGUUUUAUAUUACUCAGGACACCCAGAAACAUCAAUUACUGCCUGAACUGCUUACAGGUCGUUUUCGAAUUACAGGAAAAAUCUUAACUGAAUGUUCUUUAAUGGAUCCUAUUCGUGGUGAGCUUGUUGUUGAAGCAUCUGCUGUUCCUAUACGCUCUAUUGAUGUACAGUUGCUUCGUAUUGAAUCUAUUCUUGCUGGAGAGAGGAUAAUAGCUGACACAUCAGUGAUUCAGACCACACAGAUAGCAGAUGGAGAUGUUUGCAAAUCCCUGACUUUGCCAAUAUAUGUCAUACUUCCCCGCCUUUUGGUGUGUCCCACUGUUCGAGCUGGGAGCACAAAGGGAUGGGUGUGUGAGUGGAACUGUGAUUUCAAAGUGCACAGCACUAUAGGUAGGUCAAAGGUGGGUACUCAAGCCUUUGUGGAGUCGGAGAAUCUUUGCACUUAACAAGAAUGCUUGGCUUGUCAAACAUUUUGAUGCUUAAUUUUGAGUUGUACUGAGGAUGCUGUGUAUUCUAGCAAUAAAAUGAUGCUCAGUGAAAGAAACAUAGUUACUGAUGAUGAUGAUGAUGGAAACUCCAUAACUCUUGGAGCAAGUAGCAUGAGCUAGAUAGUCGUCUGACAGAGUGGAUGAAAUUAAGGAAAAAAUAAUUUGUGUGGUUAAUUUGGGUGUGAAAAAAAAGAUAAAUUGUUAUGUUGAUAUGGGGAGUAGCUGAAAGAAACAAAAGCUCAAAAUUAUGUUGUGUGGGGAAUGGUUGAUAGUAUAUGAGACUCCAUCUGAUGGACUAGCCGUUGUAAAUUUUGAGAAUGGUUUGUUACUAAUUUUUUCUGUGGACAUAGUCAUGGUGGCAAUAAUUCCAAGUGCUGCCUUCAACACUUACAGGAAAAUGCUUCCCAUGACUACAACUUCCAAUAGUUUGCAAAAGACUGGAUAGAUGGAGUCUUUGGGUGAUCAAUAUGCCUGGAAUGAAAAAAAAAAAUCUCAGAUAGCAAAUGUAGCAUUGUUGAUACUGUAGAUUUUUUGUGUGCCUAAAAAGAACCAUCUCCAGGUGCGAAGUAAUGGUCUUUUCAUGUCGUGCCUUAUUUGGGCCUGAGGUUUGAAUAUUUAUGAACUUGAAUGCUUUUGUUGUCCAUAUUGGCAACAUGAUGUCUACAGAAUGGAUUUAGCUUUUGUUGCAAGCAUUGACGAUUGCGCAUAUGUUAAUGACAUAAUUGUCGGAAGUGAAAGUCACAUUUUUGACUUGUCAAGUGGAAAAUAUGAAAAAUUCAACACUUGUCCUUAGUAGGAAACUCUGCAGAGGGGAAAGCUUAUACACAGGGCCAAAAAAAUGAGGUUGUUGAUUCUUUAGCACAAUUGUGAGAAGAUUUUCUUCUCUGUCAUAGACCUUUAUCCGUCAAUUGAGAACCCAAGAAUAUCAAAUUAACAACUAAUAUGCACUCUAAUUGUAAUUUAUACAAUUGUUCUUGCUAGGGUCAAACUAUUGGUAUGCUGUACCGACCCAAAUCGGGCAGUACAGAGCAUACUGUAUCAUACCGGUUUGGUACUGGUAUCCGGUACGGAUGGCAUACCGACACUCAGUAUGCCAAAAAAAAUUUAUACCGUACCAUAUCGACACUGUGCUAGUGUGGCACUGGUACGGGUUUUGGGAUCGAGACGGCGAACCUUGGGUCAAACACAUGGAUAUGGAGCAUCACUUCAAAUUUAAAGAUGUUUUCACUGGAAUUAUAAUAUUUUCAGUAUAUGACGCAUGGAUAAAGAAAUAGGUUCCUUCACCAAAUCAUUCUAAAGGACCUUUUCAGUAAUAAGCUUGAUCUUGAAUAUUGAAUAUAACUUAAAAGGAGUGCUAAUAUGCAAAAAAAUAUAUAUACUUAUUUUUGUGAAUUUCAUUAUUUUUUUAUUAUAUUGUAGCCUCCAUAUUUCUAGGAUGUGAUUGGGUAAUUUUGCAUGAUAAUUCUUCAGGCUUUCAAUCAUGUAAACCAAUUUUGGAACUGUGUGAGCAUAGUACCUUUGUUUUUCUGCUACUAAUCCUGUUUAAGAAAUUAUAUCAUCCAUCUUCCUAUAUUGGAAGUCCUUUCAACAUCCCAUGUUUGCAUGGAAAAACUAGUGUGGCCCUUCUUUACAGUAUAUUGGAGCUCUAUUACCUCUUCCCCGGCAAAGUUCAUGCCGCCCAUGGUAUAAAAGUUCAAAUCACAGUAACCUCAAUCCAAAAGGUGCAUUUCAUUCAAACUGUUUCAUACAACCAAAAUACACAAAAAAAAAAGAGAUUUGAGGUAAACCAUGACGUAGGGAAAGUUAAUAAAACAAUGCAGAAAAAUUAUGAGGCAUCCUUCAAACAUCAUAAUAUAGUAUGAGUAUCUAUUAAUUUCAUUACAAUAUUUUAAAUUUCCGUUUCAUCGUAUGCAUGAAGUAAUAAUAUUUUGAAGAGUAAUAAGCCUCUAUUGUUUUUACUGAUUAUCUCAAGAUCCCUAAGAAGAGCUGUUAAAUCCUAAUAAGAAACAUUAUAUCAUCUCUAAGAGAUGAUAAACAUUUGAUGACGAAAUUUGAAAAAGAAUGAUGUUAAUAAAUACAUAAAAUCAAACUAUCUAUCUGCAAUCUUCAUUACUUCUUUUUUUUU
Molecule: messenger RNA, 3879 nt
Organism: Phoenix dactylifera (date palm)
Lineage: Eukaryota; Viridiplantae; Streptophyta; Magnoliopsida; Arecales; Arecaceae
Source: RefSeq, a predicted model, not a curated record